Messenger RNA from Penaeus monodon (black tiger shrimp), 1381 nucleotides. RefSeq names its product lactosylceramide 4-alpha-galactosyltransferase-like. NCBI's taxonomy places the organism in Eukaryota, Metazoa, Arthropoda, Malacostraca, Decapoda, Penaeidae. Gene Ontology annotation, biological process: glycosphingolipid biosynthetic process. Gene Ontology annotation, molecular function: hexosyltransferase activity. The record is from RefSeq and is a predicted model, not a curated record. The transcript has 8 exons. The coding region runs from base 160 to 1302 and encodes 380 amino acids.
GAGGAGCAAGAAGUGUCAUCUGUUCGGUGGCUUAUCCAGGGAUACACGAUAGACCGGAACGCUUAAAGGGAGUUGCUCAUUCUAUCGUUAUUAUUGCAUAGAAAGUGAUCAAGGAAAAGUGUCUCAAGAACAAAUGUUACAUCGUCAGAAAUUGCUUUCAUGAAAAUGUCUUCAUACAUGACACGCCCCAAAAACAUUAUUUUCUCCCUCUUGCUUUCCGUUGGUUCCAUCAUCCUGUACAGUAUGGUGUAUGGGAACCAAGUAACAUGGUCACGAAAUGAUAUCAGGCUUGACAUUCCCCGUGAAGUCAUAGAAAAACGCCCAAUAGAGAACACACAGAAGUUGGAGAGCUGGCAGAGAGAACUGUGCAAAGCCGAUGUCAGUGAUGUACCUGAGGAAUCGGUGAUACUGACCCUGCCGAUACUUGUCAGGGACAUUACGCCCAACACCAGUGACUAUAACGUGUACCUCGCGGAGACAAGCUGCAACCCUCGCCCACUGUACAGAGCGUGGUGUUCCGUGGAGAGCUUCGCCAACCAGAACCCAACAGCAAAGAUCUGGUACGUGGUCACCUCUCCGCAUGUAGACGACACAGACAGGCUCGUCACGUUACUCAAGAAGAGGUAUGAAAAUUUAGAUGUCGUUGGCGCCGAUCUCGAAACGAUGUUCACUGGGACCCCCCUUGAAAAAUUAUUUACGUCAGGGACCUGGGCGCAGAACACGCCUUGGCCGGCGAACAACCUCUCCAACAUGCUGCGGAACGUCCUGCUGUGGCUGUGGGGUGGAAUGAACGUCGACACUGACUGCAUCUGCGUCAGGAAGGUCACGGACCUCCACAACGCGAUCGCUUACGACGAAAACGAAGAGGUCGCCAACAACGCCAUCAUGCACUUCGAAGCCCGACAUCGGUUCAUUCUCGAAACCAUGGAGUACCUGAAACAAAAUUUCCAGGUGGCGACGUGGCACGUCAACGGGCCAGGGGCGGCUUCGCACAUCGCCAAAAAGGUCUGCGGAGCCAAGAACCUGAAUCAGAUCCUUUACAAGAAAUGCGACAGCGUGAAGUUGAUGCCGUUGAGGAAUAUGCAACUCUAUACUUGGAAACAGUGGGGGAGGUUCUUUAAGAAGGGAAAUGGAAGCAAAUUCCUAGGGGGACACAAAGACGCCUACAUCUUGCACAUGUAUAACAAAGUCAGCAAGAAAAUUGCGGUUAAAAUAGGCUCCGAAACCAUCUACGACAGUGUUGCCAGCGUCGUCUGCCCCCUCACGUACGAGGCUGCCAAACGGAGGGCGUACUUUUUUUAGUUCGAGUGGAUGUUUUUGGGAUGAAUGUUUUUGGGAUGGAUGUUUUUGGACUGGAUGUUUAUGGGCUGAUGUUUUUAGG